This is a messenger RNA of Ornithodoros turicata, 1392 nucleotides long. Its product is annotated as delta-sarcoglycan-like. Gene Ontology annotation, cellular component: sarcoglycan complex; membrane. The transcript is spliced from 8 exons. The coding region runs from base 85 to 996 and encodes 303 amino acids. The record is from RefSeq and is a predicted model, not a curated record. Lineage: Eukaryota; Metazoa; Arthropoda; Arachnida; Ixodida; Argasidae.
UCUCAAAUAUUUCUUCGUUCGAACGUCAGUGUGCUCCGCGUCUUCCGGGACUUAACGUCAGACAUCCAGGGAGCGGAGCAUGUGAUGGCGACGACUAUGGUGACCACAAACGGUGACGUCACAGUGCAUCAGGCGGACGUCAUCACAGAAGAAGAAGAGCAUUUUACAGGCUGGAAGAAACGCUGUGUGUACAUCCUGGUUGGGACAUCCACCAUCCUGGCCACAAUAAACCUGUCCCUCGCGCUAUGGAUUGUACGCGUACUAGAUUUAACAUCGGAUGGACCUGGUACUUUGGCGUUGUCAGCCAGAGGAAUACGGGCCCGAGGGAACGGAGAGCUCUGGGACAUUCUGCAGACGCAGAAGAUACAUCGGGACGGAAAGAGAGAAGGUCUGAGGUUCGAAUCUGCGAGGGACAUAAAAUUGCAAUCUGCCGAUGGACGAAGUCGAUACUACAACACCUUAGCGCUCGGCUCCGGUGUAUUGGAGUCCAGAGGAAGUCACUUUCUGGUGAGGAACUCAGUUGAUGGCGUCCUCUUCCGAAGUGAUCCCUCCGAAGUGCUGGUGGCGGCAGAUAAUCUGAGGAUAUCCACGAAAGCUGGGUUCCAGCUGGAUGGAUCCCUCCACGCCGAAGUCGUUCGCGGGUCGCCCACCAAAGCUUUCAGAGUUGAGUCACCAAUGAAAAGAAUCAGCAUCCACGGCGAAGAGGAAGUAGCUAUGUUGGCACGCACCGGUGACGGCUUAGUGAAGUCACUGCAAGAUAUCAAGUUGCACGGGCGCAAGGGAAAGAUCGAAGUCGACUCUCAUCGUCUGGAAUUCAAGAACCUGGAAGUGGCCGACGCGUCUUUUCCAGCCGACGAUGUCAGAGUGUAUCAAGUUUGUGCCUGUGACAACGGAAAGAUUUUUCUCACCCCAGCAGCCAGACUGUGCCGCGCAGUGGAACAACUUUGCAGGGACAGCACCGCUACUGGCCACGGGGUCAAAGUGCAACGAAAUUGAUUAGUCAAAAUCAGGACGCUUCAGGCUACAAGAAAUUCAACAUUCCUGCGACGACAGGCUCAGUGGACCAGAUGAUUCUACUGGAUACCACCUGCUGGUCACGUAACGCUGUAGUGGAUGAGGCAAUUAAAUGUAGAACAAACCCAACACAAGUCUCACAUAGUUGCCAUGCCCAGUUGCAUACUUCAAUUGAAUGAUGGCAGUUGAAGAAAGGAGUAUUCUUCAACUGCCACCAUCCAACAUGCCAGCCUGCAAUCGCUCUGGGUUUUUCACCAAUGUCUGCAAUUAUCGGGGUAUAGUUGGUAACAGUUCAUGAUGGAUAGAAUCAGCCAAAAUAACACAGGGACGAAGAGAAGGAAGUAGCUUACCCACAGUUGCUUCCAUGUACUCGCACGC